Messenger RNA from Phragmites australis (common reed), 3036 nucleotides. RefSeq names its product protein tesmin/TSO1-like CXC 2. The record is from RefSeq and is a predicted model, not a curated record. The transcript has 10 exons. NCBI's taxonomy places the organism in Eukaryota, Viridiplantae, Streptophyta, Magnoliopsida, Poales, Poaceae. Bases 298 to 2577 code for a protein of 759 amino acids. Gene Ontology annotation, molecular function: DNA-binding transcription factor activity.
CCCAGCUGCAAAAGACGUGUUGCGGCCGGCGGCCACUGACAAGUGGCCCUCUGCCCCACCGGCGAAAACACGGGGUUCCCGCCCCCCCUGAAACGCACCCGACCACAGCGCCGGAAACGGUGGUGGUGGUGGUCGUAGUAGCAGUAUAACUAGAACGAGCCGAAGCCAUCGGCGGCCCAGUAAAAGUUUUAGUACCAGCGAGGGUGGUGCUCAUCGUCACUCGUCAGUAGCGAGGAGACCAGGCGGAGGCGGCGGGGCGGCAAAUGCUGGACGUCCCCCGCGGGGUCGCGGGACGAGAUGGACACGCCGGAUAGGCCCCGCGCCGGCGACGCCGCCGGGUUCGAGGACUCUCCUGUCUUUAAUUUCAUCAACAAUCUCUCACCUAUACCAGUACCUAAACCUUUAGACUCAGCACAUAAUGUGCAGCUAUUCAAGUCAUCGGACUUGGCACAUGUUUCUUCAAUCUUUGCCUCACCACAUGUCAAUCCAGCAAAGGAACCUAAAUUUCUCAUCAGGGAUGAUUCUGUUCAAGUUGCCCAAGAAUCAAACUCACCUAACAGUGUUAGAACUCGGAUAGGAAGCUCAAGCACUUUUAGAUUGAUCAGAUGCAGCAACAUUGUUUCAGAGAAUUGCAAUAUCACUUGUCAUCUAAACGAGGCUUCUAAUGUUUCUUCAGAUAAUACACAGAAUGGUGUUGGCAGUGUGGAAAGUGACAAGAAUCAAUGUGCUGAUGGUGAAACAGACCUUACUGUAUCCCAGGAGUGUACAGACCUAGAAGGUAUUAUCCUUGAUCAGAGUGGCCCAAACAAAAUGGAUCCAUCACAUUCUGGUAAAGGUGUGCAUGAAAACCAGCUAUCUGAACAAAAUAAGGAUGGGCUCACUGCAUUUAAUGGGGAUUACAUGAUUACGCACCAACCAAGUGUUAUGCUGACAUUAGCUGUGCCAUUUGAGGCAGAAACACUGUCAUUGAAUGAUACACUAAAAACUGAUAAUGCCUACUCUUGUAAGUCCUUGCUGAAUGACAAGUCGAGUGGUUAUUACAUCCAAAAUUCUGUGCAUGAGCCUCAUCUUUACUGGGUUGGGGCAGUUGAUGGGGCGACAGUAGAUUAUACUCCCCAAAUGCUCCCUGAUGCUUUGCAAAGUCAGUUGAUGCCAAAUGAUCAAAUCUGUAACAAGCUCAAUCAGCCCAGUGAUUACAUGCCAACCGAACAAAAUGCCUUGUCACAGCAUUUACGGGGCAUGCGUAGGCGCAGCCUUUUCAACGAGAAGGCAGGGGCUACUAAUGUAAAUAAAGCUUCAGAUCAUCAUUUUGCAAGUUCAUCUACCCCCAAAUGCAAAAUUAUUUCUGGCGACAACAACUCAAAGCCUCUGAGAACCCCUCCAUGCGCAUUGCCUGGUAUUGGCUUGCAUUUAAAUGCCCUUGCCACAUUAUCAAAAGGAAAAAUAGCCCCUCAAGACACCCAAUCUACUCUAAAUCAAUCCAGCAUCUUACCAUGCCCUGCUGGAUCUUCUCCACCACCAUCUGAACAAAAUAUUAUAAAUGACGAUUUUUCUCAAACAACCAAUGUUGCAAGUGCUGAAGAUCCUAGUCAGGGCAGUCCCAAGAAGAAAAGGCACAAGUUUGAUAAUGGUGAUGACACUUCAUGCAAGCGUUGUAGCUGUAAGAAGUCAAAAUGCUUGAAACUUUAUUGUGAGUGCUUUGCGGCUGGAGUAUACUGUUCAGAGCCCUGUUCAUGUCAAGGCUGUCUGAAUACCCAUAGCCAUAUGGAAACAGUUCUAUCUACUCGACAGCAGAUUGAAUCUCGGAAUCCAUUAGCAUUUGCCCCUAAAGUAACUCACACAUCUGAUCCUGACCAGGAAUUAGGGGACUACACCAACAAAACUCCUGCUUCAGCUCGUCACAAAAGAGGCUGCAACUGCAAGAAGUCAUCUUGUACAAAAAAAUACUGUGAAUGCUUUCAGGGUGGUGCGGGAUGCUCCAUGAGUUGCAGAUGCGAGGGCUGUAAGAAUGGUUUUGGAAGAAGGGAGGGAGUUGCUGUGUUAAGCAUAGAGGAAGCUAAGUGGCCACUAGAAGAAAAGAAUGCUUGUGUGAAAGAAGAAAAAUGUGAAAAUGACAAAUAUCUCGUUAUCUACCAAGCUACUGACCCUGCUCCUGCUGAGAAUGUACUGGCAACACCUUUGAUUGUGGACUGCAGACCCUUGGUUGCUCUUCCACCCCCAAGCUCCAAGAAGCCACAGCCACGAUCUUCGACAAAAGUCACUGGACAUUCUUCUCGGCUGUGCAACUCUCAAGCUCCUCUGAAAUCUGACAUUCUGCUCUCCCCGUUCAAAAACUACGCAGAGAUGUUUCUUGGGGAUAGCACACCAGAAACCCUGAAUGGAAAUUCGUCUCCUCAAACUUCUGUCAAGGUUGUGUCCCCUAAUAAGAAGAGAAUCUCCCCCCCACGUAUUGGCACAGGAUUGUCUCCAAUCUGUAAGAGUGGCAGGAAGUUUAUUCUCAAGUCCAUCCCUUCUUUCCCUUCUCUCGGUGGUGACAUAAACAGUGAGGAUCCAAAGAGCAAGUCACCAGCGCCUUGAAUUCAUCAUCAUUUGGCACUUGCGGUAAACCCUUGCUUCUUGUUGAGAACUUGAGAUGUUAAUCCUUUCCAAAUCUCCACUCGUCUAAUUAAUCUCUUUCCCUGUACGGGCUCUUUCCUUGUUUUCGUGUUGGUUUCCCCGAUCGCCAGUAUCCUGUAGGCAGCUGCAUCAGAGUUGGUUCUAUCAUAUGUUACCUAUUUAUGAACAAAUAAGUGAGUUUUGUUUGCUCAAUUUUGUUUAGAUUUUGACUAAUGAUCAUUAUGAUUUGUUUAAUAAUCCACCGCAUGUUGUCCGAAAUCCCCCCUCCAGAGCCUCCUGUGAAAUUUGACCUGCUGGUAUUUAUGUCCGGACUCGACUCUCUGUUGUUGGGUUGCCUAUUGUUGUCGGUCUGUAAAAUUUCAUGCCUUUUAUGUUCGUGAGAUCAAACUAUUAAGACUUAUAUGUACUUGGGAUUAAAAA